Marchantia polymorpha subsp. ruderalis is the source of this 1045-nucleotide messenger RNA. NCBI's taxonomy places the organism in Eukaryota, Viridiplantae, Streptophyta, Marchantiopsida, Marchantiales, Marchantiaceae. The record is from the annotation of a GenBank genome assembly.
GUCUCUCGUUCUCCUUUUCCCCUGAAGUUUCCAGCGAUUCUCUCCGCUCUGGGUCUAAGCUACUCGUCUGCAGUGAAUCACGCCUUGAUCUGCACAGAAAGAGCACACUCCGGAGCUGGGGAGUCGUCUGUCUGCUUCAGAUACAACCUCGUCUUGAGUCCUCCAGUUUAAGCGCAAUCCGGCACCACUCUGCUGCUGCUGCUGCCACUCGGUCUCAAGCUCUUUUUGCGAUGGCCCCGGCAAUGGGACAGUCACUCCUUUGUGGAGCAUGGGUUCUCUUUGCUCUAUUGAGUUUCGUGGAUGCGACGGUGCUCUUCUCUACACUGCCGAGGACUCUCGCGGUGGAAGACGAGAUUCAGAAUCAGGUGCCCGCGAUGGGACUGGCAAAAGCAGGCGACGACCACCUGGUGAUCAGAUGGGUUCUGAACGCUACUACCCAGGAACCAGCAGCUCCUGGCCUCGAUGCAUCGUACGAGAAGGUGAGCUUGAAGCUGUGCUACGCACCUGUGAGCCAAGUGGAACGAGGCUGGAGAAAGAAGAAUGAUGACCUUCACAAGGACAAGACCUGCUCCAAGGCCAUCGCCACACAGAAGUAUACAUCCUUGGGAAACAGCACCGUAUGGAGAAUCACCAAGGACGUUCCCGGAGCUGUGUACUUCGUUCGUGCAUACGUGUUGAAUUCAAACGGGACCCAAGUGGCUUAUGGCCAGACCAGGAACUUGAUCACAAUCGAGCCCAUCUCCGGGAGACAUGCAUCGAUCGACGUAGCUGCUGCCAUCUUCUCUGCAUUCUCUGUGGGGUCUUUGAUCUUUUUCCUCGCUCUCGAGAACAUGAGAGGCAAGCGCUCGAGCGGUAAUAAGUAGUUUAGUUUAGCGCCGAUUGAAUAGAUUUGCCAAGUUAAUUAGAUCAGGAACUGUUGAGACUCCUCCAGUGAAGAAGAAUUUGCCGAUUAUUCUGCAAAGAGACGGUAGAUGAUAGCGAUUCUGUAGAGACGCUUCCAUCCUUGGUGAUUUCUUCUUGAAUCAUGUCAAAUGGCACAUUCAAU